Hirundo rustica (Barn swallow) is the source of this 5052-nucleotide messenger RNA. RefSeq names its product PR/SET domain 15 (gene PRDM15). Gene Ontology annotation, molecular function: RNA polymerase II cis-regulatory region sequence-specific DNA binding; DNA-binding transcription factor activity; histone deacetylase binding. The record is from RefSeq and is a predicted model, not a curated record. Bases 72 to 3620 code for a protein of 1182 amino acids. Gene Ontology annotation, cellular component: cytoplasm; nucleus. Lineage: Eukaryota; Metazoa; Chordata; Aves; Passeriformes; Hirundinidae. Gene Ontology annotation, biological process: cell fate commitment; regulation of transcription by RNA polymerase II. The transcript has 25 exons.
UCCGGAGCGGAUCGGAACCCGGAGCGCGGAUCCGAUCCGGGUCUGGCCAUUCCCGGGGCAGGUUUAAAAAAAUGGCUGAAGAUGGCAGUGAGGAGAUUAUGUUUAUUUGGUGCGAGGACUGUGGGCAGUACCAUGAUUCAGAGUGUCCCGAGCUGGGCCCAGUGGUGACAGUCAAAGACUCCUUUGUAUUGAGCAGGGCAAGAUCAUCUCUGCCUUCUAAUUUGGAGAUAAGACAACUGGAGGAUGGGACUGAGGGAGUGUUUGCUCUGACUCAGCUGGUGAAACGUACCCAGUUUGGUCCCUUUGAAUCCAAGAGAGUUCUCAAGCUGGAGAAAGAAUCAGUUUUUCCCCUGAAGGUGUUCCAGAAGGAAGGGCCCCUGGUGUAUUUUGACACCACCAACGAAGAUGAUUGCAACUGGAUGAUGAUGGUGCGCCCAGCCACCGAGUAUGAGCAUCAAAACUUAACUGCAUUCCAGCAUGACAAUGACAUUUACUUCACCACCUGCCAGGACAUCCCCCCGGGAACUGAGCUGAGAGUGUGGUAUGCAGCUUUUUACGCCAAAAAAAUGGAAAAGCCAGUGCUGAAGCAGGUCACUAGUGUUGCCAAUGAUACGUCCUUGGUAGCGAUGGAAUCUGAUAAAGAGGGGAAUAAUAAGGUCUCUUCAAAACCUUCAUCUGCUGCCUUACCCCAUAAAAAAACCAAGAAAUCCAGCAUUCUAGCAGCUGAUCCAGCAGUGAACACUCCAGAAGGCAGUGGAACAGCAGAAGCAAAGCCCAACCAGUGGACGUGUAAAGUGUGUUCAUCUGCUUUCCAAGAGCCCCAGCUGCUGACAGAGCAUUUGCUGAGUCACCUGGAACAAGCCAAAGGUGCCCCCCAAAGCAGCCAAAAUGAUGCUGAGAAAGCAGAGAAAGCAGCAGAGGCUGUGCCAGCAGAUCAACCAGUGGCAAGUGAUGCAGCCAGUGCCAGCACAGACUCGAGGAGAAAGGCCAGGAGGGGAAGAAAAGCCAAAACAGCAAAAGUAGAAACACCUCUUGUCAUUGAUGAAGAGAAAGAUCCUGCAGUGGAACGUGCGGCUGACGCGGUCACCGAGGUCCCUCCGGAGGAGGUGGCCCUGCCUCCUGCUCCAGAAGAGAGGAUUAUGGAUCUGGUUUUAGGAAAGAUGCCCAGCACCACAAACAGCAUCAGCUCAGUGACAAAUAGGUUUGCUCAUCACCAAAACACCAUGUCCCUCAAAAGAAGUUUAAUUCUCUCCAGUAGACACGGGAUUCGGCGGAAGCUGAUAAAGCAGCUGGGGGAGCACAAGAGGGUCUAUCAGUGCAGCAUCUGCAGUAAGAUCUUCCAGAACAGCAGCAACCUCAGCAGGCACAUCCGUUCUCACGGUGACAAACUGUUUAAAUGUGAGGAAUGUGCAAAGCUGUUCAGCAGGAAGGAGAGCUUGAAGCAGCACGUUUCAUACAAGCACAGCAGGAAUGAAGUGGACAGUGAGUACAGGUACAAGUGCACCACGUGUGAAAAGGCCUUUCGGAUAGAGAGCGCACUGGAAUUCCACAACUGCAGGACAGAUGACAAGACAUUCCAGUGUGAGAUGUGUUUCAGAUUCUUCUCUACAAACAGCAACCUGUCAAAACACAAGAAGAAGCACGGCGAUAAGAAGUUUGCGUGUGAGAUCUGCAAUAAGAUGUUCUACAGGAAGGAUGUCAUGCUGGACCAUCAAAGGCGGCACUUGGAAGGGGUGAGGCGUGUGAAGAGAGAAGACUUUGAGCACAGCACGGAGAACAUGGUUCGCUACAAGAAGGAGCCCUCGGGGUGCCCGGUGUGUGGGAAGGUGUUUUCAUGUAGGAGCAAUAUGAACAAACACCUUCUAACACAUGGAGACAAGAAAUACACGUGUGAGAUCUGCGGACGUAAAUUUUUCAGGGUGGAUGUGUUGAGAGAUCAUAUUCAUGUCCAUUUUAAGGACAUAGCCCUGAUGGAUGAUCACCAGAGGGAAGAGUUCAUUGGUAAAAUUGGAAUCUCAUCAGAGGAGAACGACGACAACUCUGAUGAAAGUGCAGAUUCAGAGCCUCACAAGUAUAGCUGCAAAAGGUGCCAGCUGACCUUUGGCAGAGGGAAGGAGUACCUGAAGCACAUCAUGGACGUGCACAAGGAGAAGGGUUACGGCUGCAGCAUCUGCAACCGGCGCUUCGCCUUGAAGGCCACGUACCACGCGCACAUGGUCAUCCACAGGGAGAACCUGCCCGACCCCAAUGUGCAGAAAUACAUCCAUCCAUGUGAAAUCUGCGGGAGGAUUUUUAACAGUAUAGGAAAUCUGGAAAGACAUAAGCUUAUACAUACAGGUGUAAAAAGUCAUGCUUGUGAGCAAUGUGGCAAAUCAUUUGCUAGAAAAGACAUGUUAAAAGAACAUAUGCGAGUCCAUGAUAAUAUCCGAGAAUACUUGUGUGCAGAGUGUGGCAAAGGGAUGAAGACAAAACACGCCCUUCGUCACCACAUGAAGCUUCACAAAGGGAUUAAGGAAUACGAGUGCAAGGAAUGCCACCGAAAAUUUGCACAGAAAGUCAACAUGCUGAAGCACUACAAGAGACACACAGGAAUCAAAGAUUUCAUGUGUGAGCUCUGUGGCAAGACGUUCAGCGAGAGAAAUACGAUGGAGACUCACAAGUUGAUUCACACAGUAGGAAAACAGUGGACGUGUUCAGUGUGUGACAAGAAGUAUGUCACUGAUUACAUGCUGCAGAAGCACAUCCAGCUCACCCACGACAAGGUGGAAGCCCAGAGCUGUCAGCUGUGUGGGACAAAGGUUUCUACCAGAGCGUCCAUGAGUCGGCACAUGAGGCGUAAACACCCAGAGAUUCUUUCAGUGAGGAUUGAUGAUUUGGAGCCUCUGCCAGAGACCACGACCAUUGAUGCCUCUUCAAUUGGGAUUGUUCAGCCGGAAUUAGCCUUGGAACAGGGUGAACUACCAGAAGGGAAGCAGCACAUAAAAACCCCUAAACGUGGCCAGAAACGAAAACAGAAGUCAGGUGAGGAGGAGGAAGCUCAAGUGCCUGAGGACCCUGCCUUCAGUGAAUACACAGAGAAGGAAGGUGAAUUCACAGGGAAUGUUGGAGAUGAGACUAAUUCAGCUGUACAGAGCAUCCAGCAGGUGGUGGUCACCCUCAGCGACCCGAACGUCACGGCGCCCUCCAGCUCCGUGGGGCUCACCAACAUCACCGUCACCCCCAUCACCACGGCAGCUGGCACCCAGUUCACCAACCUGCAGCCCGUGGCCGUGGGCCACCUGAGCGCCCCGGAGCGCCAGCUGCAGCUGGACAACUCCAUCCUGACGGUCACCUUCGACACGGUCAGCGGCUCGGCCAUGCUGCACAACCGCCAGAGCGACGUUCAGCUCCCGCCGCAGCCCGAGGCGCCCAACCCCCAGUCCGUGGCCCAUUUCAUAAACCUGACCACCCUGGUGAACUCCAUUGCUCCCCUGGGCAACCAGAUCACGGAGCAGCACCCCCUGAGCUGGAGGUCGGUGCCUCAGACCGAGGUGCUGCAGCCGCCGGCGCCGGCUGCGCCGCAGCAGCCGGGCCAGCAGCCGGUUCAGACAGAGCAGCAGCAGCAGAUGUACAGCUACUAAUUUAUACUCGGGGAAACUGCUGGCGUGUCCCUUAGGACAGGACUCGGCGACACAAGAACAAAAUUCCUAACGGGGUUGUUUCGCUGGAUACCAAACGGAGAUGGGGAAAUGGUUUAUACGAUGAAAUUGGAGCUGAAAUCGGCAGAUCGCCCCUGCAGCGCCCCGCCCUGAGAUCCUCGCGCUGUCCGUAGGCCUGGCGCUGUCUUCGAAAAAUAACAGGAAGGGAAAAGGAAAAAAAAGAGAUCUCACCGCAGAUUUAGCGGCCCCUUGCAGUCGUGGAGUAAGGUUGAGGUUUGACGGGUGCAUCAUCACACACUUUAACCAAAGCAGGGAAAUCCUAAAUUCUGCGGCACUUGUGGUGUACAAAAACCCUUUCAGCCAUACCAUGUCACUUCUUCCCAAGUCUGGGAAUGGCAUCUGAAGACCUUGUUCACGAACGGUGGGUGGAAUGUCUUCACGCUCAGUUGGUAGAGACUGAAAUGUGAAGACACGGAGGGGCAAAACAAGAAUUGUCUUUGUUUCUUAUCUUCUUUAGGUCUUGUAUCUAACGACAUCGGUAAAGUAGGUGGAAUUUGGGGUUUUGGGGAGGGCAUGAGUGUGGUGUGGAAGAAAAUAUUACCAAUUAUUUCCAUUUUAGUCACGGGAAAAACCCUGUACCCAUCAGACAGUGUUAGUGCCGCUUGAGGCAGAGAGCUGGUCUAAUGCUGAAGCAAACUUUUAUGGUCUCCUAAUCAAGUUUCAAUCAAACCAAUUACAAACUGAAAGAAGAAUGUGAUACAGUUUUCUGUAAUUUUUCAAACCUGCUCUUUCAAUCUUGCUUUUAGCUAAUAGGCCUGAAGAGCAAUCAGUCCCCUUUGAUGAAGAUCAAGAUGUGAAUUUUUUUCAAUUAGAUUUAUUUCAUCGGGUAAUAAACAUUUGAGAAAGCAUCCUUUUUAUAUAUAUAUAUACAUAUACAUAUAUAUAUAUACAGCCUUUGUAUUUUACUGCGUGUUCCUAGUGAGUAUUUGUGUGAAAAACACUUACCAACACAAUUACUUAUUUUUUUCAUCCCCAUGUUGUCCCUUCUCACAGAAAAAAAAAAAAAAAGAAAUGGAUUCUGUUCCUUCUGUUUCCAAAAUUUAUUUCCAAAGUUCACAGGCGCACACAAGGUUGUGUGAAGUGCAAGAAAAAGAAAAAGGAAUGUCUGAAGCAUGUUCUGUGUCCUGCCACAUGGAGUCAGUGUGCCCCAGUGUAUAAUGGGUGAGGUUUGCAUGACUGCUGGGGAUGCAAAUCAUGGGUUGGGUCAAACUUUGCUGACAGUACCCCUCCAUUUCAUUUCAUUAUUUCAUUUAAUUUAAUUUCAUUUCAUUUUAUUUCAUUUCAUCUCAUUUCAUUCUCCAUCCAUGGAUGUGCAGUCUGGACUUUGGCAUGUCAAGAAGACGGUAUUACUCCC